AUGAUUAUCAUCACACAUUUCUUUCCUUUGCCCAGCUCUUUUAGACCUAGACCUCCCUCAGUGCUAAAGCCAAACUCCACUGCUGUGACUGAGUUCCUUUUUGAAGGUUUCCCCAGCUUUGGGUGGUAGCACAGGCUUGGUUUCUUUGUUGUCUUUCUAACUUUGUACCUGCUGACUCUCUUUGGCAAUGUCAUUAUUGUGAUUGUUAUUCACCUGGACCAUCACCUCUAUACUCCCAUGUACUUUUUCCUGAGCAUGCUGUCCAUCUCUGAGACCUGCUACACUGUGGCCAUCAUUCCCUGUAUGCUUUCUAGCCUCCUGAGUCCUCAUCUAUAGUCCAUUUCUAUCCAAGGCUGUGCCACUCAGCUCUUCUUCUGUCUCACCUUUAGUAUCAAUAACUGCUUCCUGCUCACAGCCAGGGGGUAUGAUUGCUAUGUGGCCAUCUGCAACCCACUACAGUAUUCAGUCAUCAUGGGUAAAGAGUCCUGUAUCCAGUUGGCAUCUGGGUCCCUGGGAAUUGGCCUGGGUAUGGCCAUUGUACAGGUAACAUCUGUUUUUGGCCUGCCCUUCUGUGAUGCCUUUGUCAUCUCUCACUUCUUCUGUGACAUGAGACCCCUGCUGAAGCUGGCCUGCACAGACACCACUGUCAAUGAGAUCAUCAACUUCGUUGUCAGUGUUUUUGUCCUUGUUCUACCCAUGGGCCUGGUCUUCAUCUCCUAUGUCCUCAUCAUCUCCACCAUCCUCAAGACUGCUUCAGCUGAGGGUCAGAAGAAGGCCUUUGACACCUGUGCCUCCCACCUCACAGUGGUCAUCAUCUACUAUGGCUGUGCCUCCAUCAUUUACCUGAAGCCUAAGUCCCAGAGUUUCCUGGGGCAGGACAGACUCAUCUCAGUGACCUAUACUGUCGUCACUCCUCUGCUGAACCCCAUCGUGUACAGCCUGAGGAACAAGGAGGUCAAAGAUGCUCUGUGCAGAGCCAGGGGCAAAAGCCCCUCUCCUCUUAGUGAGGAGGUCGUUGAAGGCCUUUUCUUUCAUUUUGUAAAUAUGUACUAA
Messenger RNA from Delphinapterus leucas (beluga whale), 1053 nucleotides. Its product is annotated as olfactory receptor 10J3-like. NCBI's taxonomy places the organism in Eukaryota, Metazoa, Chordata, Mammalia, Artiodactyla, Monodontidae. Gene Ontology annotation, molecular function: olfactory receptor activity; G protein-coupled receptor activity. Gene Ontology annotation, biological process: G protein-coupled receptor signaling pathway. Gene Ontology annotation, cellular component: membrane. The record is from RefSeq and is a predicted model, not a curated record.